CGCAGCGAGACGUCACGAAUGGAGAUCGCGGUCGACACGAGCGUGCUCGAGCGCAGUCGUGUCAAGCGGAAGAAAUUCGCCGACCGCCAAGCCGCGGUCCUUGCCGGCGUUGGCGCGACGGCCAUGGAACUCCGGCGCCGGCUCUUCAACCGCCGCCACUUGAAGUAUGGUGGCAAGCCCGGCGACUUGCCGCUCGUGCAAGAAGCCAAGUCGGACAACCUUAGCAUCCGCCUCGCCAUCAUCGACCAAGAGGCCCGAAGCCGGGCCCUCGACAGCGAGUUUCAAUCGCACACCAAGCUCGAGCAGUCCUUCCGACGACUCCAUGACACGCUACAUUCAAGUGCCACGGACGUGCGGGGCAAGCAAGCCAAGUUGAAAGAGCUCGAGCAGCGCCUGCGCCUCCUCCAGACAACAACCCACGACCCGCUCACACCGAUUCGAGCUGUCGAGGCGGCGAAAAAAGUCGCGUUCGAGCUCGACGAACACAAGGCCGCGUACCUCCCCACGUUCACGUGCCGCGUGUGCGCGCGGGUGUGCGCGUCGGACGCUCUCUUGCGUCUCCACGAGCCAUACUGCAAAGGCCUCGUGUUUCGUGAAGACGUGUUUGACGUGGCGGCCUACCGGCGGUGCCAUCUCUGCUACCGGUAUGUCCUCCCUGUCGCUGUCGACGACCAUUUGCAAGCGUGUACGGCUGCCAUGGACCGGAAACAGCGCUUGCUACAACGCCCCGAGUACGAUGUCGCGGGGUGUGUGCCAGAGCCGCCGACGCAGCUGCGCAUUCUAGCGGUGACGAGCCACUCGAUCGAGUUGGCGUGGGACGCACCGGUCUUCACGGGCGGCCUCGUCAUUUUUGAGUACGAGCUUUGCCUAUCGAAAGUGGUACAGGACAAGUUCCAACGGCUCCAACACCGUCAGCACGAGCACACGUUGGUCGCACUGCCACCGGUGCGAACGUCGCGCUGGGUCGACCGCGUGCCGUUGGCGGCCACCCGCUUUGUCGUGGAAGGCCUCUCGGCCAAGACGUCGUACAGCGACAUUGCGAUCCGCGCCAAGACCGAAAACGGCUUUGGCGGCUACUCAGUGCCCAUUGACGGUGUCGAGACGUUGGAGCCAACGCCGCCGAGCGUCCCGCUCUUCUUCACGCUCGGGCUCGUCACCAUGACGUCGAUUACGCUGAGCUGGAUGAGUCCCAUGGACUUGGGCGGCGGCGUUGUGGACGAGUUUGUCAUUUUGUACACGACGCUCGUGCAAGUCCACGUGGACGGCGCCGACGCCUUGGACAUGUCGCAGAGCGAAGAGCGCGAGUUCAAGCUCAAGUACACGCUUCCACUACUCGCCGAGCCGAGCCCAAGCGAGGCAUAUGCUACCAACAAUGCGCUGUACAGCUUUACGAUCGAGGCGCUGCAGCCCGGAAAACUCUACACCAAUAUUCGCGUGUACGCCGUGACGCGGGACGGUCUCUGCAGCCCCGAGACGGUGGCCCUUGAACCUGUCCGCACGCUCGUGGCGGGCAAGGAGUUCAAGCUCAUCGCCGAGCUCCAAGAAGCCAUCAAUAGCCGCGCGACGUACAUCGAUUCGGCCUUUUACAACGGUUUUCCGCAGCGCUACGAGCGCCUCUACUACUUGCGCCUGCUGGCCAAGACGAUCAAGGCGCACCAUCCCACGCUCGCCGACCGCGUCGAUGCCAUGCUGCCACUCGUAGACGACUCGGACUCGGACUCGGACUCAAACACGGACGAGGAGGAGCCGCCGGCGACGCCUGCGAUGCUAGUUGUCGAGGAAGAGCGGCCCAAGACAGCUGCCGAGAUGGUUGCCGAUGCCACGGCCAAGCGCUUGGAGACACAGAAAACCCGACGCAAGCAAUUUCAGUACCGACUGCACCAGCUGCGGCACCAUUUGGACGUGCUCGCACACAACAUUGACUGGGCUGACGACCGCACGACGAUCUUGCUCUCACUCAUUGCUGCCGCCGAACAGCGCAUUCUCGACAAGCAAGCCGAACUUGAGCGCGCCAAAGCGUUUCGGGGACCGUCGAUGGACUCGAUCGUCAUGCAUGGUGGACUGCAACAUUUCAAAACCAAGGAGCUUGUUCAGGCCCUCGAAGAAGAGCUCGACGUUGAGCACUUUUACAUCAGCGACACAAAAGAGGAGCUCCGGCAAAUCGAAGACCAGAAAAACGCCGACGUACGCAGCUUGGCGGCCAAGGAAGCACAACUUGUGGCGCGGCAAGCCGCACUCGAGACGUUUGAGACGGACUGCGAACUCGACGCGUUUGUGGCCGAGCGCGGGGCCAAAGUCCUCUUACGCUUGCAGUCGCAGUCGCUUGCCUACGUCUAUGACAACUGGACGCGCUUCGUCACGCAGCGCAAAGCGGCCCGCGCCGUGGUUGCCAAGGUCGUGACGCGCCUCGAACAGAGCCUUCUUCGUCCCGCGUGGCGAUCCUGGGUCGUCUUUUGGGAUUUUGAAAAAAAUAAGGAGGUCGCCCCCGAUGGUGUCGUCAGUCUCGGUGGUCUCGGCUUGAAGGCGGUCCAUGUCAACCGAAUGCUCAUGCAGCAAGACUGCUUUGCAGCGCUGCAUGCGUGCCGCGACGUGGCCUCCGCCCUCAUGGACGCUGGCCGCACCAACGACGAGCGCGCGGCCAAAGACCGCAAUGUUUUCGAGAAGGAGCGCAAAAAGCUCGCCCUAGCUGCCAGCAUACCCCAGUCGUUAUCGACCCUGUGGACCCAAGGAGGGACGCAACUGGACAUUGGCGACUACGGAGGCGCUCUCUUCACCUACGAAAAGCUCGUCGAUGCACUCCCCAACGACGCUGAUCGAUUCAAUCAAACACAAUUGGCCAACGCACUCAAUCACAUUGGUCGGGUGGCCUUUCUACUCAAGCGGUACGAGAAGGCGAUGAUUGCGUUCGAGCGCGCUGUCGGGAUCUGCGACCGCAUCGGAGACCCCAAAGAAACAGCCAUUUCGAUGCGGGGGCUCGCCGACUGCCACCUCGUGUCGCGCGGCUUCAAGCCCGCGCUGCAGCUCUACAUGAAGGCGUGCAGCGCAGCCGAAGACGUGAGUGACGUGCCGACGCAGAUCGCUGCGCACCACGGCGUCGCAGCCUGCUACCGGGCGUGGGACGACACGCUCUUGGCCAACGAAGCCGCGGCAAAAGCCCGGGCGCUCGAACGCCGCAUGGACGACAAGGUCGAUCACAUCGAGCACGCUCUCGACGCGCUCAAAGCCAAGCUCAUCACGGUCAGUGCCAAGGUCGCGGCGACGUUCCAGCUCGAGCGCGUCGGUGCGAUCGUGCCGAAAUUGCGUGCGGAGCGGCUCCAAUGCAAGAUCACGAUCCUCGAAGAGGAAAAAGUCCUCGGCGCGCUUACGUCGCUCGUCGAGUCGAAAGCAGCGCUUCUGGCUCAAGGUCGCGACGACCUUAAGCGCAGUGAAGUGAGCGACGCCGAGUACGUUGAUUCGUCGGUCUUUCUCGGCGUCUCGACGCGGUAUGCGAUCAAGGACUUUACCGAGAAAUUACGCGUCUUUAUGGACCGUCUCCGGGUGGCCAAAGCCGCGAUCGAAAACGAGCAAACGAAUGCGUCGACGCGCAUCACCAACGAGCACGAGCGCAUUAAAGAGUGCGAGGACGAACUCGUCAUUGAGACGGGCGAUCUCAUGCGCCGCGUGCGCGGAAAAGACGCGUUUCGGUGCUUUCGCUUCAACGCGGUCAAUGCGAUCUACAAGGACGUCCUGGGUCAUGCCAGUGGCGGGGUCUCAACGUGCGUGGCCAGUGUGGGCCCCACGCUGCUUGUCUACGACUUGCACACUGGUGUGUGUAUGGGCCAAGGGGUCGGGGACGCAAAUACCGACCCGAACGCGCCGGUGCACCUUGGUGGCAUUGAAGGCCACCUCAAGAUGAUCAUGUGUGUCUACGCACUCAACGACCAUGUGUACACGGGCAGCAUGGACUGCUCGCUCAUUGUGUGGAAGCUCCUCGACGGCAAUCAGCCGUCCUUUGUGCACCGCGUUGACGAGUUUGACGCCGCGGUGAUGUCAGUCACGGCGACGUUGCAGUGUAUCUGCGCGGGCACGGCCGACUGCACACUUUAUGUGUACGAUGCCACGUCGUUUGCUCGCAUCGCAGUCGUGCCGUCGGCCCACUACCGUACCAUCACGUACUUGGUCAUGGACGCGACCUUGCUCGCGUCCGGCGGCGCCGACAAUGAAAUCCGACUCUGGCAAUUCUCACUCCAAACCUCGGCCGAGAAGCGGUACACCAAGCUGGCGCGCCUUCGACCCGAGCGCGACGGCCACGAAUGGGUCCGCGGGCACGUCGACCCUGUGUCGUGUGUGCAGAUUGCGGACAACGAGAUUGUGAGCGGCGACCGCGGCGGCCGCAUCGUGCUCUGGGACUCGGUCAAAGGCAGCAUUCGCCGUGAGAUUCGCAAAGCACACGAAGCAGCGAUCACGUGCCUCGCGUUCGACACGCUGCGCGUCAUCAGCGGCGACGCGUCGGGAAAGAUCUCGAUCAGUGACGUCAUCAGUGGCCUCGUGCUGCAGACGCUGCUCGGACACACGGCGCGCGUUCUUGAUGUCCAAGUCGAUCGGACCAUGCUCCUGAGCUGCUCGGAAGAUGGCAGCUUGCGACAAUGGACGUUUCAGUCGCGUGAUGGCAGCGCGUCACGCGGCCACCGGUAUCAUAUUCUGGGCGCGGGUGAGACACUGCGGUCACUCUCGCUGCAGUAUCACACGAGUGUCAACGAUUUGCGGCGCUGGAACAACAUUGUGGACGUGACGAAAAUGUACCUUGGCCAGCAGCUUCUUGUGCAGACAACAAUCGUCGAAACAAAAGUCGUCGAGCCCGUCUCGGUCGUCUUUGGAAAGCUCGCGCUGGAAGAAACUAGCUUCUUGCUGAGCAACCGCCGCGGUAAAGCAUCGCUCGACGACCGAAUUCGGGAAACCACCGACCGUUUUGAGCGUGCCCUCAAGACGGGCGACGCGAGUGACCCUGUAGCCGAGGAGAGCGAGGAAGACACCAAGUCUGCAGACAACGACGACGACGACGAUGACGACGACGACGAUGACGACGACGACGACGAUAAAGACAGUGAAGACCAAGGCGACGAUGACGGCGACGCGCCGGAAGGCAACGAGCCCGACGAUGAAGCGUGACGAUCUCUUGCAUUGACUGUGAAGGGCUGUUUUUGCCAAAUAUCGGGACCGCCUUGGCGCUAGGAUCUUUAACAUUGCUACGCGGAUAAGAGACCAACUGUUGAAAUACCUGA
Molecule: messenger RNA, 5261 nt
Organism: Saprolegnia parasitica CBS 223.65
Lineage: Eukaryota; Oomycota; Saprolegniomycetes; Saprolegniales; Saprolegniaceae
Exons: 14
Coding region: 19-5148 (1709 amino acids)
Molecular function (GO): protein binding
Source: RefSeq, a predicted model, not a curated record